CCCACCCCACGCCCUCCCUGAUGAGGGCUGGAGCAAAAUGGUUCUCAAGUGAACAAACUCAAGACUUUCCUCUGCAAGAGAAACGGUGCGCCUUGAGUUGGAAGCCUUAAGAAGCUGAUCUUGCUGGCUGCGCUUCGGAGUUGUUGGGCUUUUUGUUGCUUUUUGGACGGGCUGCUCCGGAGAUGUCGAAGGGCUCUUGAGAAGAAGCUUGCAGGACACGCAGAGAGAAUGCUUGUUUGCUCCAGCCCCGGACAAGGGUGGACCUCAAAGAUAGGAGCUGGCGCCUGGUGACAUUGCAAGUGAUCCUGUUCUCCUUUGUUUCGCCAAAACUCGAAUUGGUCCCAUCUCCCAGCGAUGGCAACAGAAGUGGUGUGUGGAUUGAUCUUCAGACUACUACUUCCCAUCUGUCUAGUCACUGCAUGUGCGUUCCGCUACAAUGGACUCUCAUUUGUCUACCUCAUCUACCUGCUACUCAUUCCUCUUUUUUCGGAACCUACAAAAACAACAAUGCAAGGGCAUACAGGCCGGUUACUAAAAUCCUUGUGCUUCAUGAGUCUAACAUUUCUGCUUCUGCACAUCGUAUUUCAAAUCACAAUAAACAGCCUUGAAGCUGGUAAAAGUAUUAAACCUGAUUAUAACUGCUUGACCUGGGAAAAAACACUCCGGCAAAUUGGAUUUGAAAGUGUCAAAGGGGCAGAUGCUGGCAAUGGGAUCCGAAUUUUUGUUCCUGAUAUUGGUAUGUUCAUUGCCAGCCUUACCAUAUGGCUUGUCUGCAGAAACAUUGUUCAAAAAGCAGCGCAAGAGGAUGCAGGACAGUAUAACACACAGUUUGAAAAUGAAGACAUGAAUGAAGGGGAGAGACUAGAGGCAGAUGAUGCAUUAAUAUAUGAAGACUUAGAUGAUGCAGAACAUGGGGAAGAAGGAUCUGAAGAAACCACAAAAUUAAAACUACUGCGUAGAAUUGCCUCAAUAGCUUCAAAAGUGAAGGAGAUUAUUGGCAACAUUAUAACCACAGCUGGAAAAGUUGUUAUUACGAUUUUACUUGGUACAACAGGAAUGAUGUUGCCAUCGCUGACUUCAGCUGUGUAUUUCUUUUUAUUCUUGGGUUUGUGUACAUGGUGGUCCUGUUGCCGAGUGUUUGAUCCGCUGAUAUUCAGCUGUCUCUGUGUGUUAAUGGCUAUAUUCAGUGCAGGCCACUUAAUUGGACUUUACCUGUACCAGUUACAGUUUUUCCAGGAAAUUAUUCCACCAGAUGACUUUUAUGCCAGAUUAUUUGGUGUCACUUCAGUUAUUCAGACCAACUGUUCAAGCACUUGGAAAAUUAUAACUAACCAAAAGUUGUUUUGGUAUCACCAUACUAGCCCCAUCUUGGUGCUGCUAUUAUACUAUACCCUAGCAACUCUCAUUCGACUUUGGCUCCAUGAACCUAUUGUACAGCAUAUACCUGAUGAUGAUGAUAAAUCUGGUAACAGGGAAGAGGAAACAGACUGCACCCAUGUCCAAAUGACGGCAGAAAGAAGGCGCAGUUUGUGGUAUACAAGCCGCUACACAACUGAUGAAAGAAAACUUCUCUCAAUGACUCAAGAUGAUCACAAGCCAUCUGAUGUCCUUCUAGUAACAGUGAAUGGUACACCUGUAGACUAUCAGAGCAUACACCCAUUAUGUCCCAUGGAGAAUGGGCCUGCGAGGGUAGAUAUGUAUUCAAGACCGCACUACAAAUGGGACCCAACAGUUGAUGACUUAGAAAAGAAAGAGGAGGAAGAAGAGGAAGAAGAGGAUGAGGAAGAAAAUGUUGAGGAAGAAGUGAAUCCCAAAGUUCAUGCAAUGGUCACAGUUUUCCAUUUUAUCAUGAAGCAAAGUUAUGUUUGUGCUCUGAUUGCCAUGAUGGCCUGGAGUAUUACUUACCAUAGCUGGUUGACAUUUGUGAUGUUGAUAUGGUCCUGCAUACUUUGGAUGCUUCGUGAUCGAAGGAAAUAUGCUAUGAUCAGUUCACCUUUUAUGGUGGUAUAUGGAAACUUGUUAUUAACAUUUCAGUACAUAUGGAGUAUUGAUCUGAAUGAGAAUGAACUUCCGACGGUUUCAGGAUUUCUAGAACGGAAAGCUCCUACAGAAUUAGCAUCAAAGAUUCUUUUUGCAAUUACAUUUUGGCUACUGCUCAGACAACAUCUCACUGAGCGGAAAGCUUUUCAGUUAAAAGAAGCUGUUUUAUCAGAGGUAAAAGUUGAAGAAGAAGAGAGUGAAGAAAAAGAAGAGGAUUCCCAAAAAGAUGAAGAAGAAUCCCAAAAGAAUGAAGUGGAGCAAUUGGAGGGAGAGGAGGAGAGAGGGGGGGAGGAGGAGGAGGAGGAAGAGGAGGAGGAGGAAGAAGAUGUAAUGAAGGUCCUGGGAAACCUGGUGAUGGCUAUGUUCAUUAAAUACUGGAUUUACGUCUGUGGAGGAAUGUUCUUUUUUGUCAGCUUUGAAGGGAAAAUUGUCAUGUACAAAAUCAUCUAUAUGAUGCUCUUCUUGUUCUGUGUAGUCCUAUAUCAGGUGCACUAUGAAUGGUGGAGGCGAAUUUUGAAAUAUUUUUGGAUGUCAGUGGUGGUUUACACGAUGCUAGUACUUGUUUUCAUCUACACAUAUCAGUUUAAAUCAUUUCCUGGGUUGUGGAAAAACAUGACAGGGAUGAAUGAGAAACAACUAGAAGAUCUUGGCUUAAAGCAGUUUUCUGUAGCAGAGUUGUUUACCCGCAUCUUUAUUCCAACCUCCUUUUUGUUAGUGUGCAUCUUACACCUACAUUAUUUCCAUGACCGUUUCCUUGAACUCACGGAUUUGAAAGCCAUAAUCAGCAAACAGGAUAGUGCCAUUUACAGGCUGGUUCAUCAAGAUGGAAGCCUGCCUGAUAUCACAAUGAUGAAUUUAAAUGCCAAUUUUGGAAAGGAACAGGAGAACAUUUUACGAGAGCAGGAAAAUGUGUUACAAGAGCAGGAAAAAAAUGAGCAGGAAAACGUUUUACAAGUGCAAGAAAACAUUUUACAAGGGCCAGAAAAAAUGUUCCAAGAGCAGGAAAACAUGUUCCAAGAACCGGAACAACGCAUAAUGGAAAGGAGGGAGAAAAGAGAUGAGGAAGAAGGGUAUGAAAAAGAAGAGGAAGAAGUGGAGGAGGAGGAAGAAGAAGAUGAUGAUGAAUCGGAGACAGAAGAUAUAUCAGAUUUAAGAAACAAAUGGCAUUUGGUAAUUGAUCGCCUCACCGUACUUUUCUUGAAAUUUCUCGAAUGUUUUCAUAAACUGCAAGUUUUUGUGUGGUGGCUUUUGGAACUGCACAUUAUCAAAAUUGUCUCAUCAUAUAUUAUCUGGGUCACAGUCAAAGAGGUUUCCCUCCUUAACUAUGUGUUUGUGAUUGCCUGGGCUUUUGCUUUGCCAUAUUCUCAGUUCCGUCCACUGGCAUCCAGUGUCUGCACUGUUUGGACCUGUGUAAUUAUCAUCUGCAAAAUGUUGUAUCAGCUUGGAACUAUUAACCCUGAAAUGUUUUCUGUCAACUGUACAAUGCCUAAUACAACUAAACCUCUAGAAGACAUAAAUGAAUCACUACUUUACAGAAAGCCAAUUGAUCCAACUGAGUGGGUUGGAUUGAGAAAGUCUUAUCCACUUCUUGUAUAUUUGAGGAAUAACCUGCUGAUGUUGGCAAUUCUGGCCUUUGAAGUAACCAUUUACCGGCAUCAGGAAUACUACAGAUGUCGAAACAAUCUCACAGCUCCUGAGACGAAAACAAUUUUUCAUGAUGUUACCAGAUUACAUUUAGAUGAUGGAGUACUUAGCUGUCUUAAGUACUUUGUCAACUACUUCUUCUAUAAGUUUGGUUUAGAGAGCUGUUUCCUCUUGUCAGUAAAUGUAAUUGGUCAACGAAUGGAUUUCUAUGCUAUGGUUCAUGCCUUUGCGUUAAUUGCUGUGUUAUAUCGACGCAGAAGAAAAGCCAUUGCGGAGAUCUGGCCAAAGUACUGCUGUUUUCUAUCGUGCAUCAUUACAUUCCAGUACUUUAUUUGUAUUGGCAUUCCACCUUCUCCUUGUAUAGAUUAUCCAUGGAGACAUCCUAAUGCCAACUUCAACUCUAAUAUCAUCAAAUGGCUAUACUUUCCAGAUUUUAUUAAGGAACCCAAUCCAGUCUUUCUUGUCUAUGAUUUCAUGUUGCUGCUAUGUGCAUCCUUACAAAGGCAAACAUUUGAAGAUGAGAACAAGGCUGCUGUACGUAUCAUGGCUGGAGACAAUGUGGAGAUUUGCAUGAACCUUGAGGCAGCAUCGUUUAGCCAACACAACCCUGUCCCUGAUUUCAUCCAUUGUCGAUCUUACCUAGAUAUGGGUAAAGUGAUAACAUUCAGUUACCUCUUCUGGUUUGUCCUAACCAUCAUCUUCAUAACAGGAACCACUCGGAUCAGUAUAUUUUGUAUGGGCUACUUGGUAGCUUGUUUCUAUUUCCUGCUCUUUGGAGGAGAUUUGCUACUCAAGCCUAUCAGAAGCAUUCUUCGCUAUUGGGAUUGGCUGAUAGCAUAUAAUGUCUUUGUGAUUACAAUGAAAAACAUAUUGUCGAUAGGCGCAUGUGGCUACAUCGAGUCAUUGAUUCAGAACAGUUGUUGGGUGAUUCAGACAUUUAGCCUGGCCUGUACAGUUAAGGGUUACAAAAUUCCUUUAGAUAAAAAUCCAGACUGCAAACUACCCAGUGGGGAGGCAGGAAUCAUUUGGGAUAGCAUUUGCUUUGCCUUUCUCUUGCUGCAAAGAAGAGUCUUCAUGAGUUACUACUUCCUUCAUGUGGUUGCAGAUAUUAAAGCUUCACAGAUUCUGGCAUCCAGAGGUGCUGAACUUUUCCAGGCCACAAUUGUGAAAGCUGUAAAGGCAAGAAUUGAGGAAGAGAAAAAAUCAAUGGAUCAGCUGAAGAGACAAAUGGAUCGUAUCAAGGCCAGGCAACAAAAAUAUAAAAAGGGUAAAGAGAGGGUGUUGAGCAUGAACCAAGAAACCUCAGAUGGGCAAGCAAUUGAAAAGGCUGUUGAAGAAGAUGAUGAUGGAGAAGCAGACAAAGAGAAAGCCAAGGGCAAAAAAAAGCAGUGGUGGCGGCCUUGGGUUGAUCAUGCUUCUAUGGUCAGAAGUGGAGAUUAUUAUUUGUUUGAGACGGACAGUGAAGAAGAGGAAGAUGAAGAGAAAGAAGAAGAGGAAGAAGCUCCAAGAAGAUCUGCAUUCCAGAGAGCUAUUGCGAAAUUUGCUUCUGCCAUUUUAGCCUUGCCAAAGUCUAUUAUUAAACUGCCCAAAACUAUUCUUCAGUAUUUAAUCAGAGCUGCAAAGUUCGUUUAUCAGGCCUGGAUUACUGAUCCUAAAACUGCCCUCCGACAGAGGCGCAAAGAGAAAAAAAAGUUUGGGAAAGAAAGGAGACAAAGGCGGAAAGGAUCUGGGGAAGUUGGUAUAGAUGUGGAGUGUGAAGAAAGAGAGGAACCUGUCAAAAAGAAGUCCUCAGACGGACCCGGUAAGCAAAGAUGCAAGAAAGAUAACAUUAUCAAAAGAAUAUAUAAUAUUUUGAAGUUUACCUGGGUUCUGUUUCUGGCAACAAUAGACAGUUUUACAGCUUGGCUCAAUUCAAUUUCAAGAGAGCACAUUGAUAUUUCCACUGUGCUAAGAAUCGAAAGGUGCAUGCUUACUAGAGAAAUCAAAAAGGGGAAUGUUCCAACUCGAGAGAGUAUCCAUAUGUAUUAUCAGAACCAUAUAAUGAAACUUUCUAGGGAAUCAGGAUUGGAUGAAAUUUAUGAACCUGGACAGGCUGAGAGGACAGAAAGUCUAGAAUCGGCAGUAUCUCGUGACAGCGAAUCCAGCUGCUGCACUGAAGCAACCACACUGUUGUUGUCAAGGCAGUCAACCCUUGAUGAUUUAGAUGGACCAGACCCUAUCCCUAAAACAAGUGAGCGUGCGCGUCCUAGGCUUCGUAAAAUGUACAGCAUGGAUAUGUCCUCCUCAUCUGCUGACAGUGGCAGUAUGGUGUCAAGUGAGGCUACCCAAGUCACCAUGCUGUAUUCUCGUCAGGGGACAGCAGAAACUAUUGAAGAAGUUGAAGGGGAGGACCAUGAAGGAGGAGAAGAAGAAGAGGAGGAGGAGGAGAAAGGGGUAGAUACUGCAUUGAGGCAGGAGCAUGACAUGGAAGUUUAUUGCAUAGAUUCUGAAGGAGCUGCAUAUACUUCUGAUACAGAUAUACCAUCCUAUUCUGGUUUGGAUGGCAUUGCUGAACCCCCUCCUUCCUACAGCAAAGCUGUGAGCUUGGAGCUUUUCCCCUUAGAUAGUUCCCAAGAUGGUUCCUCUGUCAAAAACCAUAUGAUGGUGAGCCCAGAUGAAAAUCAGUCUGACAAACCAGAAGAUUCUAUACUUCCUCCUUUGACGCAUGAGCUUACUGCAAGUGAACUACUUCUAAACAAAAUGUUUCAAGAUGAGGAACUGGAUGAGUCAGAAAAAUUCUACUCUACUCAGCCUCGUUUUUUGCUGCUAAUUUAUGCUUUGUAUAAUACCCUUGUGGCCCGUUCAGAAAUGGUGUGUUUUUUUGUAAUUAUUCUUAAUCACAUGAUCUCUGCCUCCAUGAUUACCCUUGUGCUUCCUAUUCUUAUAUUCCUUUGGGCCAUGCUUUCCGUCCCGAGGCCUAGCAAACGUUUUUGGAUGACAGCUAUAGUCUACACUGAGGUAACAAUUGUUAUAAAAUAUUUUUUCCAGUUUGGCUUCUUCCCUUGGAAUAAGCAACUAGAACUAAACAAGGACAAGCCUUACCAUCCUCCCAAUAUUAUUGGUGUUGAGAAGAAAGAGGGUUAUGUUCACUAUGACCUCGUUCAACUACUUGCUUUGUUUUUUCAUCGAUCCAUUUUAAAGUGUCAUGGAUUGUGGGAUGAAGAUGAUGGAGGAGAAAACUACAGCAGCAAAGGUGACUCUGAUGAUGAGUCAGUUGAGUCGGACAGGAGAGGUUCUGCUGGCUCUUUGACAUCAGUCAAUUUGGCAGCAUCUGUUGAAUCCAUACAUGUUCACUUCCCAGAGCAGCAGACUGCCAUCCGUAGGAAAAGUUCAAGUAGUGGCUCACAGCUUUCUCACAGAUCCAGCUUCUCUUCACACCGUUCAAAAAGAGGAAGUACCAGCACACGGAACAGCAGUCAAAAAGGAAGCAGUGUGCUGAGCAUAAAACAAAAAUCAAGAAAAGAACUUCUCAUGGACAAGCUGCGGGAACAACUUAUCAUAGCUAAGGCAUUUACCAUUAAAAAGACCCUUCAGGUAUAUGUGCCCAUCAAACAGUUUUUCUACAAUCUUAUCCACCCAGAUUACAGUGCUGUGACUGAUGUUUAUGUCCUGAUGUUCCUUGCUGAUACUGUCGACUUCAUUAUCAUUGUGUUUGGAUUCUGGGCUUUUGGGAAACACUCUGCAGCAGCAGAUAUCACCUCUUCAUUAUCAGAGGACCAAGUGCCAAGUGCAUUCUUAGUGAUGGUGCUAAUUCAGUUUGGAACCAUGGUAGUAGAUCGGGCACUGUAUCUAAGAAAGACUGUCAUGGGAAAAGUCAUCUUCCAGGUCAUACUUGUUUUUGGUAUACACUUUUGGAUGUUCUUUAUCUUGCCUGGAGUGACAGAAAGGAAAUUUAGCCAAAAUAUUGUUGCACAACUUUGGUAUUUUGUGAAAUGUGUUUAUUUUGGCUUAUCGGCAUAUCAGAUACGUUGUGGCUACCCAACUCGUGUACUUGGCAAUUUCCUCACAAAAAGUUACAAUUACGUAAAUCUCUUCUUAUUUCAGGGAUUCCGCUUGGUACCAUUCUUAACUGAGCUGAGGGCAGUAAUGGACUGGGUUUGGACAGAUACCACAUUAAGUCUCUCUAGCUGGAUCUGUGUUGAAGAUAUUUAUGCUCAUAUAUUCAUUCUAAAGUGCUGGCGAGAGUCUGAAAAAAGAUAUCCACAGCCAAGGGGCCAGAAGAAGAAGAAGGUUGUGAAAUAUGGAAUGGGUGGCAUGAUUAUCGUCUUGCUGAUUUGCAUCGUUUGGUUCCCUCUGCUCUUCAUGUCUCUAAUUAAAUCUGUUGCAGGCGUCACAAAUAAACCUCUUGAUGUAUCCAUCACAAUAACUUUAGGAGGUUAUCAGCCUAUUUUUACUAUGAGUGCUCAGCAGAGUCAACUAAAAAAUAUGACAUCAGUGGAAUAUAAAAGUUUCCUAAACAGUUUUCGCUCUAAUACAGCUGCUCUACAGUUUUUAGAAAACUAUGGUAAUGAAGAUAUAACAGUUGCACAGCUAGAAGGCAAUUCAAAUUCCUUAUGGACUAUCAGCCCUCCCAGCAGGAAAAAAAUGAUUGAUGAGCUCAACGCAGAGAAUGCUGAAUUUUCUGUAGUUAUUUCAUGGAGUAUUCAAAGAAACAUGUCCCUUGGAGCAAAAGCAGAAAUAGCAUCUGAUAAACAGAGUCACAACCUACGAAAGCAAGCAAGAAAAAGUAUUGCUGAAAUGAUGGCCAACCAAAAGCAAGUUGCUACUGUAAUACUGAAUGAAGUGUAUCCACGCUAUAUCAAGGCACCUAGUGAUUCUGUUGCAAAACCCAUAAAGCAGCUCUUGACAGAUGGAAAAAAUGAAGACAUCACUGUUUCACUGUCCAGGCAUGAUGAAACUGAGUGGUGGGUUCUAAACCAGACUAAAAAAACUCUGGGAACAGGAAAUACAAGUCUGGAACUUAUUGUGUUCAGUGACAAAGUUAGCCCUCCUAGCCUGGGAUUCUUGGCAGGCUAUGGCAUAAUGGGAUUAUACGCUUCAGUCGUCCUGGUAAUAGGAAAAUUUGUCCGUGAGUUCUUCAGUGGGAUUUCCCACUCCAUAAUGUUUGAAGAGCUUCCCAAUGUAGAUCGCAUCCUCAAAUUGUGCACAGACAUCUUCUUAGUGCGGGAGACUGGUGAACUGGAAUUGGAAGAAGAUUUAUAUGCCAAAUUAAUAUUCCUGUACCGCUCCCCAGAGACUAUGAUCAAAUGGACUAGAGAAAAAACAAAUUGAUCUUUUUGGGAUUUGCAUUGUAAUUCAAGAUGACUUCAACUGGUUGUCAUUUUUUUAAAAAAGAACCAAAGCACAACAUUCUCUUAAGAGGGAAGCCUUUUAUAAUUAGGUAGCAAUGAAUUUUCUGUUUGUGGAGUCCAUUUGGCUCCCUAGAAAUAUAUGCUGCCUUUCAAAUCAAAGAUGAAGAAAGCUAGCCUUUUUUUUCAAAUACAACUCCUCUAACAUCAGAGAAAUCUGCUUUUCAUUUUAGUGAACAAAAUAUUCUGCAUCCAUGUCUGACUUGGGCUUCAACUCUCAUUCUCAAGGGAAAAAGAAGGAUAUCACAGCUGAAUUAAUCAGAUCCUCACUUAUUCUGGAGUGAAGUGCAAUAUGCUGCUUUCCAUCACUUUCAUGGGGCAGCAGCGAUCUGAGGAGUUGUUCUAGAAAUUCCAAGACAAUGGAUUACAGUGGGUGCUGAAGGCAACUUUGUUAUGUGCAUUUCUAGAAAACCAGAUCUGCAGAUGUACUUCUGGAAGGAAAAAAACUUCGCUGACAUUAUCUUUAACUGCCUUAUUUUAUUUGGACAAUUAACAGGAGGCAUUGAAAACAUCAGUGACUUUACUCAGGAAAAUAAAAACUGUUAAAAGUUUAACUAGCGAAUAAUGAUUAUGGUGAAACGUUGUAAUAUUUUGCUGGGCCAAUUGCUCCCAAGUAGGCAGGUAUUUUUUUAAAUAAGCCAGUUGAACUUUAUGAUGCCUUUUGGCUUGUUCAGAUACAAUGUUUGGCAAAACAAAUUAUGGUUUCUUUUAAUAUCUGAACUCAAGCCUCUCCAAAAACAAUGGUUGGUUGGGCGCUGACAAACUAGCACCUGAAACCACAGUUUAGAGCUGGUUUACAAACCACAGUGUGUGCCGACUGUGGUUUGCUGUUAUGUCUGAAUUCACAGACCAUUGACAAACCACAGUUAGGGCCAUUGCUCUGCUUUAAGAGGCUGCACCACCAUGGAAAUUAGAGUGAAUUUAAAGAAGCUGAGUCUUGGCCAGCUGGGAAAGGACAAGAAGCUUUAAACUGUUGUAUUACUGUUGUACAUUGGAAAGGUCAAAACCAUGGUGUGAUUUUUGUAAACGAUGAAUACCAUUAAUCAUGGUUUUGCAUUUCAUUUGAACUUAGCCUUUGAUUUCUUGGAAACAUUUAAAGACAAAAUAGGGGAAAGCAUGUUGUAGGAAGCGAAAGAAAAAGAUCACCCUAUAUUGAUGUUUAAAUGUAAACCAUCUGACUUCUACCUAGUAUUUCCUUCCAGUGUUUCAGGUAUACAGAAAUGUUAACAUAUGCAAAUUCUCAUUUUUAUGUCCAGGAUGUGUUUUUAAAGUUCCUCAUUAUGAUAAAACAUAUAUAUAAUGAGCUUGAAAAAAGGGGCUUUUCUUAAAUUAUUGCUAUUGGUGAACACCGGCUAUUUAGCAGAGGACAGUGUAGCAUGAACAUUUAAGUGUUGCAAUGUAAUUUGCAUUACAUGGUUUAGAAAAUGCAAUUUCUCUCAGCAACAGAAAAAUCACUGAAUGGAUAAGGUAUGCUAAGGGGUUUUACUGUGCAGUUUUCACUCCAUACUGACAAAUAAAGCACAUGCUGCAAAGUCAUUUCAGAAGUAUUUUUUCAUA
Messenger RNA from Lacerta agilis (Sand lizard), 10628 nucleotides. RefSeq names its product piezo type mechanosensitive ion channel component 2 (gene PIEZO2). Gene Ontology annotation, molecular function: monoatomic cation channel activity; mechanosensitive monoatomic ion channel activity. Gene Ontology annotation, biological process: cellular response to mechanical stimulus; regulation of membrane potential; detection of mechanical stimulus. Gene Ontology annotation, cellular component: plasma membrane. The transcript has 54 exons. Bases 355 to 8994 code for a protein of 2879 amino acids. Lineage: Eukaryota; Metazoa; Chordata; Lepidosauria; Squamata; Lacertidae. The record is from RefSeq and is a predicted model, not a curated record.